Messenger RNA from Mizuhopecten yessoensis (Yesso scallop), 447 nucleotides. Its product is annotated as immunoglobulin superfamily member 22-like. Bases 1 to 447 code for a protein of 148 amino acids. NCBI's taxonomy places the organism in Eukaryota, Metazoa, Mollusca, Bivalvia, Pectinida, Pectinidae. The transcript is spliced from 5 exons. The record is from RefSeq and is a predicted model, not a curated record. Gene Ontology annotation, molecular function: protein binding.
AUGGACGAUAGAGGUGUGCCAAGUAAACCUUGCGCCGUACAAGUGACCAAUGCUGACCGAACGUCUUUGGCUAUCUCUUGGAAUCCACCGAUAAAAGACGGCGGAUCGCCAGUAACAGGAUACAUCGUUGAGAAACAAACCGCUUGGACACAGGUCGCCAAGGUCCCCGCAGAUGAGCUCUCCUGUGUUGCUGACAACCUCAUUGAAGGUACAGAGUAUGGAUUCCGAAUCACUGCCGUCAACAAAUUCGGCAAGGGCAAAGCUUUGGAAUCCGACCAGACAUGCAUGGUUAAGAGCCCAAAUAAAUCACCCCAACCAAGAGACACCCCGGAAACAACAGAAAGAGAUACCAGUGAUAUCAAAGAACCACUACAAACAACAGUCAGUCGGGAAACAGAAAGAGAUAUCAGUGAUAUGAAAGAUUGUAUAGCGUUUGCAAGAAAGUGA